CAGUGGAACUUGCCGUUGUGUCCAGUACAGCUCGUGCUGAACUGUUAUGAUGUGUCAAUGAGUUAAAAAGAAAAAGAAAAAAAAAAAAGGUGGACGACACAUACAAUGAGAGGCCCCCACGGUGCGUGAACAGGAAAAGCGGACAUCAUCAUUGCAAUCAAAAGUCUCUGGUAGAUCCAUCGUCAUCACUCAUAAUUGUCCAUUCUUCCAUCAUUUCCUCAGUGUACUAAAACGUACCAUGAAGGGUGAAGAUGUGUGUAAAAAGCCAGAUGAUUUAGGAGAUGCCCCGGGAAAACGGCCCAAACGUAAAUGCCUGCAAUGGCACCCACUGCUCUCUAAAAGGGCACCCGAUCUUUCUGAAGAGGAGGAAGAACAAGAUGAUGAAGAGGAGCUGGCAAAGGACCAAAUAUCCCAAGAUCAGAGCGGCAGUACAUCAGAGGAAGGUCAAGAGGAGGCAAUUGAGAAGCGAGCCCGUCGGCCGAUGAAUGCCUUUCUUCUCUUUUGCAAGCGCCAUCGUUCCUUGGUGCGACAUGAACACCCUCGCUUGGAUAACCGAGGAGCCACUAAAAUCCUGGCUGACUGGUGGGCUGUAUUGGAGCCUGCAGAAAAGCUCAAAUACACUGACAUGGCCAAGGAGUAUAAGGAAGCUUUUAUGAAGGCAAACCCAGGCUAUAAAUGGUGUCCUACCACCAGCAAACCAGUAAAGAGACCUUCAUGCCAGACCGUUUUUAGCCCUCGCAAAAAAGUGUGGUCCCUUGUUUCAAAUGCAUCCAAGGACUUGCCCACUGCCAAAAAAUUGCCAAAAACUGAUGUCCCACAACUGAACUUUGCCAUGGCCGAUCCAACAAAGAUGGGUGGCCUCAGUAUGCUGCUGUUAGCUGGAGAGCAUGCCCUCGCAAGCCGAGAGGGCUCUUUGACCACAAAACCAAGUUUACCUGAUACAGCCGGGGAAGGGAGAUCCUUUCCAGAAGAAAACCAGUCAUCCCCAUCUGUAGCACCUGACAGAAAAUCCUGCAGACGGUCUGCUCUCUUUCAGCUUGCAGAGAUGUGCUUAGCAUCUGAAGAUGGGAAGGUUGACACAGACGUAUCUCAGCAAGGAACCAGCUCAUCUUCACCCCCUUUUCAAAAGUCUACAGCAAAAAGUCUUCAGGUUCAAGAGGAGAACUUGAAGAAUCUUGGUUGCCCUCUCGACUCUAAAAAACCUUUACCUUCCUCCUCAGUCACCUUAACUCAGACAUUUCCCCUGGAACCUGACAUCCAAAAUCGGUGUCUCAAAAAGGAAAACGAUAAGAAAGAGGGAUUUAUUUUAAAUGACAAAGAUAAAACAAAUUCUUCGAAGCAGUUCCUAAAUAAAUGUACAGGUACAGAAUCAAAUACUGAAAUUGUAUUUGGAAUGGACACUCUGGCUGAAAGUGUCUGGAACAAUUCAGCGAAGCCCAAGAUGAACAUUCAACAUGUGUUAGGUGGUGAUAAUUCUGGUUACCCAAAAAAGAAGAGUAAGCCCAAAGUUAAGACUUCUGUUAAAGACAAAGAACUCAAGUAUGAACAGCACAGUGCUUCUAAGGUAAAAAUAAAAGAAGGGAUGGGCUCUAUGACAGAAACAGAACAGGACAGCAUGGAGGGAUGCCAAAAAUUUCCCUACAGGUCUUCACUCAUGAUGUUCAAAGAAUAUGACAAUAGACAGGAAAGGACAAGAGAAGUAGAGUCCAACAUGGAAAUCCAUGGCUCAAGGAAAUCGGAGAGGAGAUGUAAAGGCGCCUUGUACAAAACCCUUGUUUCUGAAGGAAUGCUGACCUCGCUGAGAGCCAAUAUUGACAGAGGUAAAAGAGGCGUCUUUCGGGCUGCUGAACAUGAAGUGAAUUGUGGUGGAGAUAGCUGGACACUUUCCCAAAUGCCAUGUAAUAACCCUAAAAGGCUAAAAAGGUUCAAGUCCAAAGAUGAUUCUUCACAAGGAAAACUUGAAGAAGAAUUUGAAAAGAAGUUUAACAGUCUGCCACAGUAUAAUCCAGUGACAUUUGAUAAGAAGGGGCCUUCUGUCAUUAAGAAAAAGAAGACUGAUUGGUCCUGUGGACAUGAGGAGACUUCAAAAGCAGGAAAAGGAUCAUUUUCAUCAACGAAAAAGACUUCAUUCCACAAGAUUGUUAAGAAGCACAAACACUUAAAGGACAAACCAGGCAAAUCAUGUUCCACAGAUGCCACAAUAUGCCCAGAUGUGCAAUGUGUCACUUCAGGGGAUAUACUCGUCGGUAGCCAGAAGAGGAAGGCUAGGAAGACAAAGAUUACACACUUGGUACGCACAGCUGAUGGCCGAACAUCUCUGCAUGAGGAGGAAAAAAUUGGGAAUCUGACCCAGGUGCAGGAGAUAACGCCAUUACCCAAGCUCAAUUUAUGCAAUGACAAAGUGUGCUACAGUACUUCCAGACCAGUGGAGGGGGACACUGGAACGCAGGAGCUACCUGGUUUCUUCAGUUUAGCUGCUCUUGCUGAAGUGGCGACCAUGGAAAACAUUCUCAGAGGCCAGAAAAGCUUGGCUGAAAGUUUAAAGAGAGAACUCGCCCAGACUCCAGUCCUCAUCUCUUGUGCUGAUCAGUAAAACUAUUCUAUUUCUUUUUUUUUUUUUUCCAUCAAGCCCUGUUUUCGAAGGAAAACUCUCAUUUUCCCUACUCUCCACUAUUUUACUGAAAUGUCUUUUCGAACAUCUCCCCUUGAAAGACUCUGUCACUUAUGUCUUUAAGAGGUUGUCAGGGUCUUAUUGUAUAGUGGCCUUUAUGAGGGUCAAACCUUGCAAUUUAAACAAAACACCACGUUAAAUAUGAACAAAAAUGAAAUCUAAACAGAGUUCAUAGUUAACAUUUUAACUCACACCACACCAAUGAAUAGCCUCUUUUUUGAUCAAAAGGAUGCUCUCCUCACUUCCACUUCUAGUAGCUUUAAGCUCACAUCCUCGUAACCAGGAUAAAUGGUUACGAAUGAUGUUUUGCAAACUCCGCCUCCUUAACGGCCAUCGACCAAUCAUACAUCCUAGAGGCGGUUGUUAAGUGAGCAUGAUCCGGCAAACCCUCGGAUGCCUCAUUGUUUAAUUGAUUGAUUUGGUGGUUUUGAGAUCGCAAACUGCCAUCAAACUUUAUAGAAGAAGGCAAAAAGGCUCAACAAAAUCUGGAGGUCCAAAAUGGUGAAGCGAUGCGCCGAAAGAAUAUCUAAAUCAGACUCGAGGUACCCCAGGAGUAUAUCAGUAUGAAUGCAGUUACAAUAGUACCUUGACAUACGAUCGCUUUGACAAACGAUCCUUUCGACAUUCGACGUAAAAUUUGACUUGCCAUUUGUUUCUUCAUCCGACGACAUGCUCUAAAUACGACGAUCAAUGACAGCAUUGUAGUUGCUUUGUUUUCUCGCAAAACGGACGCACGGCAUAUUUUCUUGUGAGAGAAAUGAACAUGCGAUCCAACAAUGUUAGUGCAGGUGGUGGAAAAAGGUGAUGCUUACCAUUGACGUGAAGAUGGAUAUGAUAGAAAAAUAUGAGCGUGGGGCGCGCAUGCGUUAUACGGCUCAACAAUACGGCCAUAGACGGUCUAUGAUCUCGGCGGUCCUCCUCCAUUCGCCAGUCUUUAUAAGUUGGUAACAUCGCCAAAGAAAUUGCCAGCUUUGUCAGAUUUCUAAUCAUGCAUUCCAUCAACUUGUGCAACACAACACGCCUAGUGUCCCCCGCAGCAAGUAAACAAAGUGAAAGUAAAAAGGCUCACUCUGUCAAGUCAGCCACGCGAUACGUUCAGGUACACCCCGCAAAUACAUUCGCCACAUUAGAACCUGGUUUGUUACAUUAUUACAGGUAUUAUUAUUAUUAUUGCAAUUUUUAGUCAUAAUUUAUUUGUUUUGCUCUGUGUAUCUGCUAUUUGCAAUAAUACCAGCAGUAUUUAUUAAAGAUUUAGUAUAGGUUUUCGGGCUGUGGAACGAAUUAAUGGAAUUAUAAUGUAUUCUUAUGGGAAAAUCCUGCUCGACAUACGACCAUUUCGACUUACAAACAAGGUCCUGGAACGAAUGAAUUUCGUAUGUAGAGGUACCACUGUAUUUCUUUUCAAAUUCCGAAAAAACAACUGUAUUCCAAUGGAUUAAACAGUCGAGACGUACAGCUAAAUGUUUCCAAAUAAACAAGCAUACAUAUGUAUGCGUGCGCUAACGUUAAAGCGAUGCUUCCUCUGUUUAAGCAAACGUAGCGUCCUAAUAAGCGCCUUGAAUUUAUUUUGUUUUUAAUUUUCACGUAACAUUUUUUGAACAUUAGCAUCCCACCUACCUUAGGUGUAAGUGGUAAACCCGCCUUGAUAGCUUGGUACAAUUUUUUUGUAUUUUCAAUAUUACCUAAAGCUGCUUAGUGUAAAGCCUUUUACUUCAAUCUGAAGGAUGUUGCAGUGGUGCUGCUCGAAAAUAAGGAGGACGGAGCUUUUGCAAAAGAUCAAUUGAUUAAAAUUCUUUAGUUUUGGCCUAUCAUAUACUGUAUGUCAAUAUAUGCUCUGUAUUAGGCAUGACAAAAUAAGUGUUUUAAAUUUAAAUUUUACGUUUGUCCGGGUAUACUACACAUACGAAGACGGUCUGUUGUCACUAGAAAGAGACUGAAUGUUUCAAAGUGUAAAACUGCUCAUACUCUCGCGCAUUUGAACUAGAAUUAACUACUAGUAUAGUUGAAUAUGUUUUCCCCUCUUUGAUCUAUGCUUCAUUGUUCCUGUCAGUGAGGCAGCAGGCCAGUAUUAAAAUGAACACAAUAUAGCCUAAAAUCUCCUUUUCAUACCUGAUAUGUCACUGCAAAUUCAUUUAUCAAUGGCCUGCUCAGUGCAUUGCGUUAGGUCUUAGAAUACUUGAAUUAUGCAAUGUAAAUGUACAUGCAAUAUAAUCAAGACUUAAUAAUAUUAUUACUCAUCUCGUAGCUCCUCGAAAGACACUUGUCCUUUAAUUAUACUGAACAAAAAUAUAAAUGCACCACUUUUUUUGCGAGCUGGACUUGGAUCUUAAACUUCUACAUACCUGUACAUAAGCCAGUCUUCAUAUGCAAUAAGUCAAUUAAUCGCACGGUAAAUUAAAAUGACUUGGGCAGUUUUACCGACCAACCAAUAACCACCCGCUUCAAUAUCCGCUGCUUGACAACGCUGAAGUUAGCGACACCAUCGCGCUCCCGUCUAUUCAACUCGCAGUUCCACCUUCAAAGCUUGCAUUUGGGCCAAAUUGCUGGUCGGCGGCAAUGUUUUGCAUGUAAAAAGACAUUGGCUGCGUUCACAUCCCAGUACCUACUGAUUAAAAUAGGGUAAUAUAGUUUUAUUAGUUCCUUUUUAUCGCAUUUACGGCCUGUUACACACUCUGUAUUGUCUUUGUCUGUAAAUCUUUAUCGGCGAUACGUGUAAAAUUUUGGUUCAAGGCGUGCAACGUUGUCACUUCACGUGUUUAGAUGACAAUCACUUUUGACCAAAAUCUGAGUUUAAUGGCCUAUAAUUAGAAGGAAAAAAAUCAUAUCCUGCACUUUGCUAGCGUUCAAAUCACACCCACUAUGAAAAAUCGGGCAAAAAAUGGAAUAAUAUGGCUUUAUAGUUGCUAACAUAUGCACUUUUCAGGUAUUUUUUAGACGACAGUCACUUUGGACCAAAAUCAACCAUUUUGAUUGGCUCUAAUUCGCACAAAACAAAAAUGGUGUGGAGGUUCUCACUAAUUUCAGACUCUACACUAAGCUAGCCUAAAAGUGACACGCUAGGCGUAGUGAUUAUUAAAAUGUUGAUUCAUUAAUUUUAUAAAUGUAGUUUGUUUUAUUUUUAGAAAAAAAACAAUAUGUUUGAAUGGGUGUACUUGAUAUAUUAAGACAUAUUGUCAAAAUAUUAGUGGUCAAAUUGGUUCUUUUUUUUUUUUUUGACAAAUCGCAUAUCACCAAUCAUUUAUGAGACCAUAUAUCUUGCAAUUUGUUAUUACGACCGACCUUACUUGUACAUGCCGGGGUAUUUCCCUCAAAUGUUGUUGACAAAUCUGUCAAAAUCUGUGUUCAUGAGCAUUUCUCCUCUUUUGAGGUAAUGUCCCGGGUAGGGCAUAUAAAAACGCUGAUUAGACAGUAGGAUUACUGCACAAGUGUGCCUUAGGCUGGCCAUGAUAAAAGGCCUCUCUGAAAUAUGCAGUUUUAUGACACAGCACAAUGCCACCAUUUUUGAGGGAGCAUGCAACUGGCGUGCUGACUGUAGGAAUGUCAGUGUUCAUUUGUCAACCAUUAGCUGUCUCCAAAGAGGUUUCGGAUAAUUUGGCAGUACGUUGCGUUUCUAUAUUUUUGUUCAGUAUAGAAUAAGCAAACUUGUCAGCUUCUCAUGUUAAUCCCCAGUUUUCAGUCAUUAAUUGGGUCAAUGACUUCAUUAGCUGUCUUCAUAAAAGUUAAUUCUUUAUAUUAUAGUCAUUUGACAACGACACAUGGAACAGUCAGAUGAAAAUUUAGAAAAACAAGAAAUGCCAUACUUGUAUACUUCAACAAAUCUAACUGAAAAAUGUUUAAUAUGUCUGCAAUAUCUGUCUGGUUAUAGACUUAAGUACCGUCAUUUCAAGCUACUUUUUACCCCAGUUUUGAACCUAGUGUUUUAUAGUCCAAUACGGCUCAUAUAGGGUGACACACACAUACACAUAGCUUUUUUACAAUCUGAUAAAGCCAAGAAGGAUGAAAGAAAAAAAAAGUGUCUUCAUAGUUAUUGAAACCUAAAAACAUGCCAUUUAAAGGAGCAAUAUGUAAGAUUGGUGGCCAAAAAUGGUACCGCACCCUUAAUGAAAAUAUUGAGGCGCAUAACAUCACUUUCCCCUUUGAGCUGCCAGAUAACUGCUUUGCAGUAGAGAAUCAAGCUGCGUUGUCAUACCAAUGUUGUAUUUUAAUUGGAAACUAAAAAAUGCAAUUUCUGGAGAAACUGCAUGGGAAGCUUUGCUAUGUUGGUCAGUAUAGCUGUAGUACAAGUACACGUACUUCUAGUGCAAGUACAUGUAGUAAAAGACCACACAAGUAAACGUACUUGUAGUACAAGCCCGUGUAUGUACACGUACUUUUAGUACAAGACCACACAAGUACAAGCACACAUGCUUGUAGUACAGGUACAUUCAAAAGCAUGUACUUGCAGUACAAGUAACCAAUAGUGUUGCACCGAUAUCAAUUUUUUGACCUCGAUACCAAUACCUGGCUGUGCAGUAUCGGCUGAUACCGAUACCACUCCGAUUGAAUGAAGAGCUACAUGCUUGAGUGUGAAAUCAUUGCUAUCAUGGCUUUGUCCGGCUGCUGCUUACCUUUGUGAAACAGGAAAAAGAUAUAUACAGUGUAUAUAGUGUAUAUGAAGAGCUACAUGCUUGGAUGUGAAAUCAUUGCUAUCAUGGCUUUGUCAGGUUGCUGCUUACCUUUGUGAAACAGGAAAAAGUCUAAUACAAAGUGAAUCCAGGAGAACUUUUUAUUGCAUACCUUGUAUGUGUGACAAUAAACCUUUGGCUCUCAAAGGCCAAAAUAGUGCUAAAUUUGUGAAAUUAAAACACGUAUUAUACUAGUCCAGUGCUUCUCAAUUAUUUUCUGUUACGCCCCCCCAAGCAAGACGUAAAUGUUUCGCGCCCCCCCAAACUCUCCGCCGCCACUGUAAAUAGUAUUAUUCGUCUAUAAAAUUACUCUUAUAAAUACGCAUCUGCCUAACAUUGUGUCCUUUUUUUCUAAUAAAGAAAACAAGGAACAGAUCAACUUAUAAUAAAGUAUAACUUUAUUAACAUUGUUUUGUUUGUAACAGAGAAGACUUGACGUGCAUCAAUUUGCCUGAAUUAAAAAAAAAAAAAAAGUCACAUUCAAACUGUAAAAAAUACACUCAAGGUAUUUUUGACCAUUUGAUACAGAAAAAUAAAAUGUAAUAAAAUACGUAAAUAAUAACAAAUUCAAAUUGAUUAGAAACAUUUACUCAUGAGGACAAUAUGCCAAAAAAUUUGACCGAAAAAACAAAAAUGAAUAAAGGAAAAAAAGAGUGUCCUUGGACAGAAGGACAGUUUUUAUUUUUGCUGCUCACACUCAGUAUUACCUCCUUUGCAAUGGUGUGGAGUCAUUAUGCAAUGAGCAUGCUAACAAUGCUCACUGGUUUACAGAUAUAACACUGACAAAACAGGACUAUUGUUGGCAAUAUUCGGCACGUUUUCGCUGCAAAACAGUCAAGCGGCUUAUCAAUGAGAUUGGGGUCGAAUGUCUUUAAGUGGCGUCUUAAUUGAUUUGGCUUCUGGCAGUCCGCUAUAAUUAUUUUCAGACACAGUAAACAGUAGUCUUUCCUCAUCACCCCACUGUAUUAAAAGUCAAAGCUAAAAGGCAAACGGCCCGAAAAAAGCGCAUUCUCGGCGGCCGAGGUAGAACCGUAGGUGAGGGCGGUCGUCGUGACGAUCCCAAGCCGAAAAUGGCACUUCUCGGGCGGCAACGUGAGAACCGGACAAGACAGUGGGUCGCUGCGUGAGUCAGUCCGGUCGGAAAACGGCUUUCGAAAAUGGCGGCGGCGCACUGCUCUUCAUAUCUGUUUUCUGUGUGCUGAGUGCUCUUCCUUAGUUCAAAAAUACUGCACGCACUCUGAAAAUGAGAGCGCCACUGCCACCCACUGAGUGGAUGUGCAAGUACACUUUAUUCCAGUCCGGCAAAAAAAAAAAAAAAAAAAAAAAAGAAAAAAGCAUGUUCCCCGAGGACACAUGCGCCCCCCCUGGCAUCGCUCUGCCCCAGGGGGGCGCGCCCCACUAUUUGAGAAGUACUGUACUAGUCCAACAGUAAGAAAGUAAAAAUACAUUAAUAAUAAUAAUAAACUCUGAAUGAACCAAAUAUACUCUUUGAAACCCUGAGUUUUGGCUCUCAAAGGCCAAACAGUGCAGCUUUCAUGAAAUUAUAAGUACCGGUAAUAAAAAUUGACCACAGAAUCCUGUCUCUCUAUCAGCUUCCCUCUCUGAUACUGUUAUCGGUAUCGGGGCAUUAUUAGUAACCAUAGAUGAGUACAAUUAAGUACACCUUCUAGGUAAAUGUACUUGUAGCACGACAAAUGCAUAUCCUUGUCUUAUUUCUGCAACCUUAGUUUACAAAGGCUAAAAACUCUGGCAACCUGGAAGAAGAGAAAAAAACUUAUCUUGUAAUUGGCUGAUUGGUGGAGGGUGGGACAUCUGUUGCAAACACAGAAUCAAAACUUAUCUUGUAAUUGACUGAUUGGUGGAGGGCAGGACAUCUGUUGCAAACACAGAACCAAAACAAUAACAUUUACAGACUGAUUUUGAAAUGGGGAAAAUAUCAGCUUAACCAUCGAGAACCGUUAGAAGUAUUUCCAUAAAUCAAGUUACUUUAUUGUUAAUUGAAAUAGUAGGGCCAUUGAAUGAAUAAGUGAAGUGCAAAUCUUACAUAUUGCUCCUCUAAGAAACAAUGAUAGAAUUUUCAUUUUUUCAAAAUGACAUCCUUGAGAUGGCAGCCUCCUGUGCAAAUGCAUUUUUGAGAUUCGUCAUUGACCACUGCAACAUCUCAGCUCGGAUACUGUGAAUUUCAUUCUGAAUUCACCAAAAUGGCAAAGCGUUUACUUGCUCAAGGCCACUCUUUAACAGUGGUGCCACUUGCUCAUGUCUGCCAAUAUGCAUUUAAAAGAAAUUCCUUUUUUUUUUUUUUUUCACCCUUUUACAGGAUAUCCAGGCCCUUGUUCUUUUGUGCAAAUAUCCCACUAUACAAUGUGGACAUCUAGGGCUUAUAAAUGAUGAAUGAAGUACCUUGAAGACAAAGUUGGAUUUAUAUUCCUUAUUGUUUUUUUUUUGACUUCUUGUUUUCUGUUUGUUCCAUGAUUUAACAUUACAUACUGUCCUUGCACACUGGCCAUAUUCAUUACAUCAUCUAUUACGGAGACAAAUCAAGGAGAAUAACUCAGAAUUAUUCAACUGUUGUCUAAGAGAUUUGACUUGCUAACGUAUGUCAUUGCUUUCUUUGUUUAGAAUAAUAUUUAAUUUUUACCGUAAAUUUCAUUUCUAACAAAGACCCUGUAAAGCAACAAAAAAAUACUGUAUAUUAAUAGUAAUACAAAUUAUGGCAGAUUUAAGUGAAUUUUUAAAAACGGAAUUUAUACCUAAAAUUUACAGUUCAUCAUUUUAGUAUCACACUUUUUGUGAAAAUUUUAGUUUUUCAGGCUUGAACAAAAAGGCUUUUAUGCACGAAUGAAUACUGCCAGCCCUCCCAAGUUCAAACGGAUUGGACAUCUAUCUCCCUCAAAGGCAGCCAGUGAGUUAAGUAAAUUUUUAGCACUUGUUUCCAGGCAGAUUUAAUGUAAUUAAGGGGAAAUAGUCUUUCAAUUAUUAAAAAUCAAUCUAAAAUAUUUUACAGGGUCUUUAAAAAGAAUACAGUAUAGUAGUUUUUUUUUUUUUUUUUUUUUUUUUUUUUUAAGGAACUUAUUUUUUCCAAAGGUAAUAUACUAGCUUAGCAUACAAAAGGUCAAGCUACAAAAAUGUAUUCUAUUCUUCCUUGCUUUGUUGUUAGGCAGAAUUCUUUUGGCCAAUGUGUUUUGAGGAAUAGAAAAUGUCUCGACGACAUGAAGAUUUUUGGGGUUUUGACCCCUUUUCAUUCAGGUAUUCUUACAUAGUAGUACAUCACAGUGGUAUCUCAAGAUGCAAAAUCUUCCCUACAGGUAAAAUUCAUUUUACGAAAAGGUUUUCGAAGCUUUUCCCCUUCAUAUUACGAAAAAUGAUUCCACAUACAAAAGAUAAUGCGUACUGUAAUAGAUCAUUCCCGCUCACAGAAAUGGAAUAAUGUUUGACUAUAAAUGUAAACAAAUGAAUUACACACACCACAAUGUGCUCAUGUAUAUGAAACGAAAGAAUAAAACUUACAAGCGAUGCAUCUUCAAGGCAUUAAGAGCAAGAUGAAACGGCAAAAACUACAAUGAUGUAGUGGCCACUGAAUUUAGCUUGUCUUUUAGUGUUUGCUAUUUGCUCAAGUAGCCAUGUGAUAACGUCUGUAGACUGAACUGGAACCGAACAAACUAGUCACACUUGAGCGCCACUAGGGGGCGACAAAGCAUUACAAAUAAAGACAGGCAAUCAAAGGAGCCAACAGCGCCAUAAGAUCCUAUUGGUUAGACUCUUAGUCAUGCGCUCGUAUUGGCCUAUUGUUGGUAUCACUUUCGCAUUUUUGUAUUCUUUCUUUGCAUUACGUUCUAUUAUCCACGUCAUUACAGUUUGGUGAGGUAGAUAUCUUGAAUGAUUCAGAUGUGUUUGGCUCUUGUUCUGGUUUUAACCUGAUGAUUUAAUGUAGCAUUUAAGUAGCACUAGGAAUUAAAUUGGCGAUUGUUCAUGUAAAACGUGGUUCAUUAUACGAAAAAAUCAUGAUACGAAAGACUCUCUGGACUGAAUUAAUUUUGUAUCUUGAGGUACCACUAUAUUCAAGGGCGUAGGUUUGCAUAGGGACGGUAGGGACAUCACACUACCAACUUUUCAGGAUGCUCAAAUUGCAUCAACUUUUAAGCAACCGUAUUUGCAUUAUAUAAGGAGUACAGUUAUAGAGGUGAUUUAGAUUGUCUUCCCGUAUGUUGUAAGGAUAGAAUAGACCCUACCAUUAUUAAGUGAAUUAUUUUCAUUUUGUUCAGACUUACAUUUAUCCCUUUUCACUUGCUAAAUGUGCCGGUCGAUCCCCCCCAAACGCACGUUUGAUCAGCUGAUGACUUAACCCCAAUGCCACACACCCCCGCCACACAGACACACACACACACUCCCGGCAGAUUUAUGUCGACAACAUGCCACCUCCACCACCUCCUUCGAAGCGGAGGGAUGUUAAGAAUUUAUUUUUUUUCGGCCAGCAGCAAUCACUGUAAGUAUUGUGAUAAUAUGUGGUGGAGGUGGGGGAAACACCACUAAUUUUGCUACUUAAAGUCCGACCUGCAUCAGAGUAAGCAUAACAUUAAAUUUUGUGAACAUGCUAACCCGUAAAACUACUGUGGUCAGGCCAGCCUAGACGAGGAACAAUGAAGUCAAGCUAUAGCAGUCUCUCAUUUGGAUAAUUGUUUGCAUGAUUUACAUUCAAUAAUGCAACGCAGUAGCUUCAGAGUGCGAGUUCCUUUGUUUAAAAAAAAACAAAACAAAACGGGGGGCUAUCCGAGAAUGGGCCAGGGUGACACUGACAUUAAAAAAAAUCCUGUGAAAUGAAAUCACACAUCAGAAUUUCAUGAAAGUACUUCGGGUUGAGUCUUGGGAUAGUUUAGUAUCCCUCGGUCCUUGGAUAUCUCAGAUUUUUUUUCACAAAUCACUUCUACAUGACAAUAGUUUAAUUCCAGUGGGUUCCCCCAGAAGUGGACCCAUUCUUAGAUAGCUCCGUUUUUUUUUUAAUAAAGGGACUUGCACUUCAAAAUGUUUCUUUAGUAGUUUUUGAAAACAAAGGGUUGAAUCGAAUGUUGUAUCACCUGAACCAAUCCACAUGAAAGUUUGUAUAAGUCAAUACCGAUUUAUUUUGCAUUGAUUAUUUAGCCUGUUAAUGAAUUGGGUUCAUAUUUGUGGGAAAUGUAGCCCUGACCCCCAUUCAAAAAUCUGUUUGUUCUUGUUAAUGUCCUGUCCCCAACAAAAAGUCUACAUGCAGGUUAUGCUGUUAUAGCUUUCCUGCCAAUGUUGAGACCAAACCUACGCCCUUGACUAUAUUACUCCUAUCAGCUCAGGGCAUUCAUGAGCAAGGACCAUAUUUGCAGUUAAAAACGUCUCACCUUGUAAUCCUAAAAGGAGACUGGAGUCAUCCUAAUUUAUCAGACAUUGUUUGAACAAUAAAGCCAAUUGAGUUUGGUAUAUAUUUCUAUCGUUCAUUUGCCUAUUUCUCCUCGGUGAAGUUCUUUGCAAAAAUAAACCAAACUUCUGCAAAAAUAGACUAUAUUUACAUAAAGCAAGUGCAUUUACUGACAAAUUGCCAAAGAAAAAGUAAGGGUAUGUUCCAUUUUUAUUUUUUUUCCUUUAAUAAGCCUGACUCUUACUACCACCACUACAAAAAAGGCACAGAGAAAUGCUUCUUCUAAUGAAAUAUUUGCACAUAAUGAUAGUGUUCCAAACGAAUCGUUAUUUUUGUAGCAGAUUGAAUUUGCCUACUCGUGCAGGAUAAAUUGAGCUUCUUCCAGAAAAUAGCCAUAAACUGAACUUAACUACCUAAAACGGUUCUCUAAAGUCUGUUUUCCUUAAUGAAUGACGUGAAUUCCCCUUUUGUGCUAUUACUGUCCUUUUUGAAUGUAAUGAUUUUAUAACUGUAUUUUUCUAAUUCAGUAUUGAUUGUAAACUAUGAAGGCGUAAAAGAAAAAAAAAAAUGAAAGUCUACCAAAAGCAUUGUAUCAUUUUAAAUGAAUACGUGCUUUUCCCAUUUUGAUGUGUUCCUUUGCAGUUCAGCUGAAUUUGGUAUGGCAUGGACACACCUGCAAUUAGAUGAGUUUCAACAUAGUUGUUUUUGUAAGGUUUAGGAAAGUAAAAACAUUGGAUAGGUGAUGGAGUAUGCAUCACGAUUUAUGGUCUUAUAUUAGAGUAGAAACACUUUAAUGGAAUGUAGAUUGUGGAUUUGUUUCCUUUGCCUUUCUUUUUAUGUGUAGGUUAUAUCAGAAUUUGACCUCUUGGCUUAACAUAUGUAAUCUGCUGUACUUUAUUAACUCUCAUUUUAAGAUCAGUAGAAAAAUGCAGUCUUGUUUUACGUCAAACUGCUUGCAUCCUCUUUACAUUGUGCGCCAUCUUACAGCUGACGUCAUAACACUGUUGAUGAAAUUGUCUUUUUUUCCGCUGAAAAAUUAUUUGCUUGAACACUUAAUAAAAUGGCAUCUAUUACAAUUGUGUAAAAGUUUCAUUGGCUUUUCUCAAUAUGAAUCCAUAUACUGAAUAGUACGGGUGUGACAAUAUAUCGAAAUGGUGAUCUAUAUGCAUUGUAUACCAAAAGGUUAUUGAUAUGCUCCUGCCAGUGUUAGCUCAUUGGCAGCCAUUGACGGCGCUAGAUGUCCAAUCAAUUUUUUUGGGGAGGGAACCAUUUGCCCUUCUCAGUCAAAAAAGACUGGACGUCUCGUGCUGUCAAUGGCACUGAAACCAGAGCAUUCACAGCCAGUCAUCCUUGUCAUCACCUUUUUUUCCCUUUUUUUUUUCUUUUUUUAAAAACUGUCCCGUUCAGCUGUUUGACACGGAGAAUGGAAGUCUAAGUGUCCGGUUUGUCUGAACAGUUUUAAUGUUUCACAUUGACAGCAUGACAUACUCCCAUUGUAAUCAUUCAACAUACCUUGUUUAUUAUGGCAAAGCAGCGAACAUGAAGGGGUUAGGGGGGAACAGAAGAAAAGAAACACAAGAAAAGAAACACAACAACAAGAAAUACAUUGAACGCCAACACGAACUAUGAAUAUGUUGGUGCUAUUGUCAGCUAGAUGUAUUCCCCGUUUACACCAUGUGAGGGGCCUGUUGACCAGUGUAAGAAGGGGACGGGGGGUGAAGGAGUCUAUAAGCUAAGUGAUUGGGAGGGGUGGAGUGUACACAAAUCAGCUCUGUGAUCCAGAAACCAGUAAUCGUGUGAAUCCCUUGUGAGUGUAAGCCCGUCGGCAACCUACCCUAUGGUGCCCCACCGCCAAUCCAGGCCCCGGGCCCCCCCCCCUUCCAAGCACGACCAAUCACAUCCAGCUGCUUUUGAGCCCUACCAAACACCGCCACGCAGACGAGCGGGGGCGCCACACCAGGGCCCAGGACCUUCACCCAGCCAGCCCGGGGACGGAGGGCGGUCGGGGGGGUGGGCAGCGCUGCCCAUCCCUCACCCUGCAGCCCAGCAAAGGGGUCAUCGUCACCCCCCCGGGACCAUCCGCGCCCACAUCGACCAGCCUUCAGGCAUGGAAAGAUGGGACGCACCACCAACCCCACGUCCAUCCCC
Corythoichthys intestinalis (scribbled pipefish) is the source of this 14866-nucleotide messenger RNA. Its product is annotated as HMG box transcription factor BBX. Lineage: Eukaryota; Metazoa; Chordata; Actinopteri; Syngnathiformes; Syngnathidae. The coding region runs from base 239 to 2593 and encodes 784 amino acids. The transcript has 15 exons. The record is from RefSeq and is a predicted model, not a curated record. Gene Ontology annotation, cellular component: nucleus. Gene Ontology annotation, biological process: regulation of transcription by RNA polymerase II. Gene Ontology annotation, molecular function: RNA polymerase II transcription regulatory region sequence-specific DNA binding; DNA-binding transcription factor activity, RNA polymerase II-specific.